AUGGAGACAGUAACAGUGUACGAUGAAAUAGAGAUCGAGGACUUUGUCUACGAUCCAAAUACCGGUCUCUUACAAUACCCAUGUCCAUGCGGGGACAAGUUUGCCAUUCUGUUGGAUGACCUACGGGAUGGUGAAGACAUAGCAGUUUGUCCCAGCUGCUCGCUAAUGGUGCGAGUGAUAUUUGAGGAGGAAGACUUGGACGAGUACGACAGUGAGCAGCAGCGUCAGCAGCAUCAGCAGCAUCAGUUCAGUACCAAGGCUAGCGUCAGCGUUUCGGCGCCAGCGCCAAUGCUUCUAACUGAAUUUAAGCCCUCGACAGGACCUUGA
This is a messenger RNA of Candidozyma haemuli, 327 nucleotides long. RefSeq names its product Kti11p (gene KTI11). Gene Ontology annotation, molecular function: metal ion binding. NCBI's taxonomy places the organism in Eukaryota, Fungi, Ascomycota, Pichiomycetes, Serinales, Metschnikowiaceae. The coding region runs from base 1 to 327 and encodes 108 amino acids. The record is from RefSeq and is a predicted model, not a curated record. Gene Ontology annotation, biological process: protein histidyl modification to diphthamide. The transcript is spliced from 2 exons.